CGGAGCGGCUCGCCGGGGAGGUGCGCCGCAGGAUGUUCGCCGCCGGCGGCGGCAACGGCGACGGCGAGGGCGGAGUUACGAUGAGCGUGGCCGAAGCGGCGACGCUGGUGGACACGCUCGAACGCCUCGGACUAGAUGGGCACUUCCGGCACGAGAUUGGUGUGCUGCUGGGGCGUCUCCGCCGCGAGGAGGCGGAUUUUGCAGGCAGCGACGACGACCUGUAUACUGUUGCCCUUCGGUUUCGUCUGCUUAGGCAGCAUGGGGUCUGGGUAUCUGCAGGUACAUGUGUUCGCGACAAGUUCAGAGAUGGUACAUGUAGUUUCAGCUCAAGCCUACGUGAUGACCCGAGGGGCUUGCUGAGCCUGUACAACGCAGCUCACAUGGCAGCACCUGUAGAGAUCGCCCUAGACGACAUCAUCGCCUUCGCGAGGUGCCACCUCGAGGCCCUGUCCAUGGAAGGCGAGCUCAAAUCGCCAUUGGCUGAGCAGGUCUCCCGCGCCCCGGACAUCCCACUCCCACGGUUCCCAAGGCGGCUCGAGACCAUGAGCUACCUCGUCGAGUAUGAGCAAGAGGACGAACACGACGACAUGCUGCUGGAGCUCGCGAGGCUAGAAUUCGAGCUCACGAGGUGUCUUCACCUUGAGGAGCUCAAGGCUCUCUCCUUGUGGUGGAGAGAGCUUUACGAGAGCGUGAAGCUGAGCUAUGCUCGAGAUCGCCUAGUGGAGUCCUACUUCUGGACAUGCGGCGUGUUCCAUGAGGAGGAAUACUCUCGUGCCCGGAUCAUGUUUGCCAAGGUAUUUGGAUUGCUGUCCCUGAUGGAUGAUACCUAUGACGUCCAUGCUACCUUGGAGGAGUGCUAUAAGCUCAAUGAAGCUAUACAGAGAUGGGACGAGGGCGCGAUUUCUAUUCUGCCAGAAUAUUUGCGCAUGUUUUACAUCAAGCUGCUGAGCAACUUUGACGAGUUGGAGGCUAGCUUAGAACCACACGAGAAGUUCCGCGUGUCCUACGCCAAAAAUGCGUUUAAGCUGUCGUCUGAAUACUACCUCCGUGAGGCCAAAUGGUCGAACACCAAGUACACGCCGAGCUUCGCCGAGCACCUGGAGGUGUCCGUCAUGUCGUCGGGCUUCCCGAUGCUGGCGCCGGUGGUGCUGAUGGGCGUGCACGACGACGCCGCCGUGGCGACCGCGGCGGCGUUCGAGUGGGCCACCGCCGCCGGCGUCCCCGACGUGGUCAUCGCCGCCAGCGGCGAGGUGGCGCGCUUCCUCAACGACAUCGCGUCCCACCGCGUGGGGAAGAACGAGAAGGACGUGCCGAGCUCGGUGGAGAGCUACAUGGCGGAGCACGGCGUCGGCGAGGAGGCCGCCCUCGCGGCGGUGGCGGCGAUGGCGGAGCACGGGUGGAGGACGAUCAACCGGGCGUUGAUGGAGAUGGACCCCGGGCUGCUGCCGGCGGCGCGGCUCAUCGUGAACCUGACGAGGACGCUGGAGGUGAUCUACCUUGGUGGCAGGGACGGUUACACCUUCGGCGGCGACAUCAAGGGCCUCGUCGUCAGCCUCUUCCUUGAUCCGGUCGCCGUUAUACGUAUUUGAGCUGAAUUUGAAUGUUCUCGAUCGAUCCUGUAUAAGUUGUGUACCCGUGUAUUCCAGGCUUCUAGCUAGGUGUGUGAA
Molecule: messenger RNA, 1667 nt
Organism: Oryza sativa Japonica Group (Japanese rice)
Lineage: Eukaryota; Viridiplantae; Streptophyta; Magnoliopsida; Poales; Poaceae
Product: eudesmanediol synthase
Biological process (GO): diterpenoid biosynthetic process
Molecular function (GO): magnesium ion binding; terpene synthase activity
Source: RefSeq, a predicted model, not a curated record